GAACACGAUCCAUAACUCCACCUCCUCCGCAUCCUCCGACACGCAGGACAAAAUCAUUUUUAUCUUUGUUUGAUUCCUCGUGAAGCUGAAGCUUAUUUUAGGAAGCGGCAAAUGGAGCAAGCCACACCAUAUUUGCUUGCAUCAGCAGCAGCCUGCCAGGGCCAAGGAGGAGGAGAUCUCACUCUGGAGCUGGGUUCCCUGUGUUUCAGCCAGAUGAUGCUAAUCGAUCUCGUAAACCUUCUUCUCUCAGCCAUCUAUGUCUCGAGCUUGCUGAUCGCCGCUUGCAAGAGGGAGUUCAGGGCCGUCAGGGCAGGGGACCUUCCAUUUCCGUGCGCUGUGGCUUCCCCCUGCUGCGCGUUUCUUGGCAUUGCCUGCGUCUGCCUGGGACUGGGAGCAUGGGGCUCCUCUCCCCACGGAGCACCGCUCUUCUUCCUGAGAGGCUUUGUGUGGGUCUCCCUGUCGGUGUCCUUGGUCGUCCGUCCGACGAGACUCUCCGGAGCUGUGGCGAUGGCGUGGUGGGCGGUGGACGCUGUUCUCAUCACGGCCAACUGUUUGGAGAAGAUUGCGACGCGAGCAAAUCUGGGAGUUCUUGACGUAGUGUCGUGGGUUGUUGCGUUGUUGCUUCUGCUGAGCGCGACCCGAGUUUGCAGACGCCUCGCCGGUGCCGCCGCCGGCGAUGGAGGCGGCGCGGAGUCCGAGCCUCUCCUUGCGGCGGGGGGCGGGGAGAGGCGGGCGGCGUUCGACGAGGCCGGAUUCUUCAGCCGCCUGACGUUCACGUGGAUGGACUCGCUCCUGCGCCUUGGGUACUCCAAGCCGCUGGGCCUCGGCGACAUCCCGCUGCUCGACGCCGACGACGCGGCCGCGGAGGCGUGCCGUAAGUUCCUCUGCGAGUGGCAUCGACGGAGGAGGGAGUCGAAUAAAACGAGCAACCUCGUGCUCCGGGUGCUCGCCGAGUGCCACAAGAAGGAGCUGCUCCUGACGGCGCUCUACACGUUGCUGCGCACACUGUCCUUCGCCGCGUCGCCGGUGAUGCUGUACUGCUUCGUGUCAUACUCCAAUCGGCAGGAGCAGGAGCGGGAUCUUGGCACCAGGGCCGCGCUCGUCGCCGGCCUUCUGGCCAUGAAGCUGGUGGAGUCGCUGUCGCAGAGGCACUGGUUCUUCGGGUCGAGGCGGCUGGGCAUGCGCAUGCGCUCGGCCCUCAUGGCCGCCGUCUUCGAGAAGCAGCUGCGGCUGUCCAGCGAGGGGCGGGGGCGGCACUCGUCUGGCGAGAUCGCCAACUACAUCGCCGUGGACGCGUACCGGCUCGGCGAGUUCCCGUACUGGCUGCACCUGGCAUGGAGCAUGCCGGUGCAGCUGGUCCUCGCCAUCGCGCUCCUGUUCUGGAUCGUGGGCGCCGGCGCGCUCCCGGCGCUGGCCCCCAUGGCCAUCUGCGGCGUGCUCAACGUCCCUUUCGCCAGGAUGCUGCAGCAGUACCAGUGGAGGUUCAUGCAGGCGCAGGACGAGCGGCAGCGCGCCACGGCGGAGGUGCUGCACAGCAUGAAGAUCGUGAAGCUGCAGUCGUGGGAGGACAAGUUCAGGGCGACGGUGCAGCGGCUGCGCGACGCCGAGGUGCGGUGGCUCGGCGAGACGCAGCUCAAGAAGGCCUACGGCAGCGCGCUCUACUGGGUGUCGCCGACGGUCAUCUCCGCCGUGGUCUUGGCGGGCACGGCCGCGGUCCAGAGCGCGCCCCUGGACGCCAGCGUGGUGUUCACCGUGCUCGCCACCAUGCGCGUCGUCUCGGAGCCCAUGAGGAUGCUGCCCGAGGUCAUGUCAGUCAUGAUCCAGGUCAAGGUGUCGCUGGACCGCAUCGGGAAGUUCCUGACCGAGGACGAGUUCCAAGACGACGCCGUGGACAGGACGCCGGCGUCCGACAAGAGCCUGGACAUGCACAACGGCGUCUUCAGCUGGGAGCCCAGCAAGGGCACCGCAACCCUGAAAGACAUCAACAUCACCGCAACCCGCGGCCAGAAGAUCGCCGUCUGCGGGCCUGUCGGUGCCGGAAAAUCGUCGUUGCUGUGCGCGACGCUCGGCGAGAUCCCAAGAAUGUCCGGAUCAGUGGCCGUGAGUGGCUCGGUGGCCUAUGUGUCCCAGACGUCGUGGAUUCAGAGCGGCACGGUGCGCGACAACAUCCUCUUCGGGAAGCCGAUGAGGAGUUCAGAGUACGAGAGGGCCCUGAAGUGCUGCGCGCUGGACAAGGACAUGGAGAACUUCCCGCACGGCGACCUGACGGAGAUCGGGCAGAGGGGCCUCAACAUGAGCGGCGGGCAGAAGCAGAGGAUCCAGCUCGCAAGGGCCGUCUACAACGACGCGGACGUCUAUCUCCUCGACGACCCUUUCAGCGCCGUCGACGCGCACACCGCCGCCACCCUUUUCAACGACUGUGUCAUGGCGGCGCUCGAGGACAAGACGGUCAUCCUUGUAACGCAUCAAGUUGAGUUCCUCUCCAAGGUUGACAGAAUUUUGGUCAUGGAGAAGGGCGAGAUAACGCAGGAGGGAACCUACGAGGAGCUCCUGCAGUUCGGCACGGCGUUCGAACAGCUUGUCAACGCUCACCAGGACUCAAAAACAACACUGGACUCCAAUGUAUCCAAAGAAGGAGCCAUGAUUCAGUACCAACAACCGAUCCUACCGCAGCAGGGCAGCGACGCCGAGAUCUCCACCGGCAACCUGCCGUCGGUCCAGCUGACCCAAGAGGAGGAGAGGGAGCUGGGAGGAGCCGGCCUGAAAACAUACAAGGACUACGUGUCAGUGUCCAAGGGCUGGUUCCUCCUUGUCCUGAUAAUACUCACACAGUGCGUGUUCGUCGCCCUGCAAUACCUCGCAACCUACUGGCUCGCAGCGACGAUCCAAAGCCGUCGGUUCAGCGUCGGGAUCGUCGUGGGAGUCUACGCGGUGAUGACAACCACCAGCUGCCUGUUUGCCUAUGUGAGGAGCCUUGUCGCUGCCCACUUCGGCCUCAAGGCGUCGAGGGAGUUCUUCUCGGGUUUCAUGGAUUCCGUGUUCAAGGCCCCCAUGCUGUUCUUUGACUCUACCCCGACCGGAAGGAUCAUGACCCGGGCCUCAUCGGAUUUGUGCAUCUUGGACUUCGACAUCCCGUUCACGAUGACCUUUGUGAUAUCCGGCACGGUUGAGGUGGCGGCAACCGUGGUGGUAAUGAUCAUGGUUACAUGGCAAGUCGUUCUGGUUGCUGUUCCUGCUGUGAUUGGGGUUCUGUACAUUCAGAGAUACUACAUUGCCUCCGCCAGAGAGUUGGUGAGGAUCAAUGGCACCACAAAGGCGCCCGUGAUGAACUACGCUGCUGAGUCGAUGCUCGGAGUGGUCACCAUAAGGGCCUUUGCAGCGACAAAUAGGUUCAUUCAGACAAAUCUUCAGCUCAUCGACAUGGAUGCAACAAUGUUCUUCUACACGAAUGCAGCGCUAGAGUGGGUGCUUCUGCGUGUCGAGGCGAUGCAGAUCUUGGUCAUUGUUACAUCGUCCAUUCUUCUCGUAAUGCUACCGGCAGGAUCAGUUGCUCCAGGAUUUCUUGGGCUAUGCCUCUCAUAUGCCUUGACACUUUCUUCCGCGCAAGUGUUCUUGACGCGAUUCUACUCAAAUCUGGAGAAUUAUAUGAUAUCAGUGGAGAGAAUCAAACAGUUCAUGCAUUUACCAUCCGAGCCCCCGGCUGUUAUCAGUGACAGAAGGCCUGCUCCUUCAUGGCCAUCUGAAGGAAAGAUAAAUCUGGAGAACUUGAGAGUCAAGUAUCGCGAAAAUGCGCCUACGGUUUUGCGCGGGAUCACUUGCACAUUUGCAGCUGGAAACAAGAUUGGAGUUGUUGGAAGAACCGGGAGCGGGAAGACCACUCUCCUGAGCGCGUUGUUCCGCCUCAUCGACCCCUCCGGCGGGCGAAUUCUCAUCGACGAUGUCGACAUUUGCACCAUAGGACUGAAGGACCUUAGGAUGAAACUCAGCAUCAUUCCUCAGGAGCCAACGCUUUUCAGGGGCAGUGUAAGGAGCAACGUCGAUCCUCUGGGUCUGUACACAGAUCAGGAUAUCUGGGAGGCGUUGGAUAAGUGCCAGUUGAAGAAGACAAUCAGUGUCCUUCCUGAACUUCUUGAGGCACCAGUGAGCGAUGACGGAGAGAACUGGAGCGCGGGCCAACGGCAGCUCUUCUGCCUCGCGCGCGUCCUCCUCAGCAGGAACAGGAUCCUGGUCCUCGACGAGGCGACGGCGUCGAUCGACUCGGCCACCGACGCCAUCCUGCAGAGGGUCAUCAAGCAGGAGUUCUCAGGGUGCACGGUGAUCACCAUAGCACACAGGGUUCCCACCGUCACAGACAGUGAUAUAGUCAUGGUUCUUUCCUACGGUAAGCUUAUAGAGUACGACAGGCCAUCAAGGCUGAUGGAAAAUGAGGACUCAUCAUUCUUUAAGCUCGUCGCCGAGUACUGGUCCAACUAUAAGUGAACGCAGAAAAUUCAAUAAAUUCGUCGGCUGUAGGCUACAACUCUUCACAUACCGAGUGAAAAUUUUGGACCUAAAAAUUGUUUGGAAAAGAUAGGGAUGGAGAUGUAUGACACAAUGAUCCAAAUGUAUGUUGGAAGUUAGUAGAAAAUAUGAGUUGAAAUAUGCAGUUGGAUUGUGGUGGUCGCACGUGUCAGUGUGAAUGAUUUCUUGUGUUCCGGUUUGCACCUUUUUUGAUUUGUUUUACAUACUUUCCUUUAAUGCAAUCUAUGCAUUAUUCUAAGUCUGAGAACUCUAAUGAA
Molecule: messenger RNA, 4778 nt
Organism: Triticum dicoccoides
Lineage: Eukaryota; Viridiplantae; Streptophyta; Magnoliopsida; Poales; Poaceae
Product: ABC transporter C family member 8-like
Exons: 12
Coding region: 112-4479 (1455 amino acids)
Biological process (GO): transmembrane transport
Cellular component (GO): membrane
Molecular function (GO): ATP binding; ATP hydrolysis activity; ABC-type transporter activity
Source: RefSeq, a predicted model, not a curated record